AUGUCUCUUCAUAUAUCUACAUUUGGAAUACGACUUAAAAAUAUCUAUAAAGUUGCAGUAUUUAUUGAACUUUCAGGAGAACAUGUACAAGUAAAGAAAGCUAUAUAUCCAAAAGAUAGAACUGUAUUUGAUUUUAUGAUCCCUGAAGUGGAAUACAUGGAAAAACUAUUGAAUUUACUUAAUAUCAAUGGUUUUGAAGUUUUAUAUCCAGGACCCAUACAUCCAAAUAUUUUUACUUUAAGACAUAAAUCAGCUUCUCAUUGUACACUAUGUCAAGAAACACCUUCAGAACAAUUCAGAAUUUCAGAUCCAAAUGAUCAUUUUGUAUGGGGAGAUCUACUAGAUAUGUGUACAUCUAAACAAAGAUAUACUUGUACUGAAGUUUAUGAAGCAAUCCAGGCAACAAUCGCUUGUGUCCAAAUGAAAAUGAAAACAUGGAUUCUUAAACAUAUUGAUUCAAUAUCUUGCCUUUCUAUACCUCAAAUUAAAGCUAUUAUAAAUCAUUUUUCAGAUCACUCUCAUGCAGAGGUAAUUGGUGCUUGGAAAUGUGAUGUAAGCAAGACAGAAAUAAGCAAAAGACUUGGGAUACCAUUGAGAACAAUAUAUAAUAUUAUAGAAAAAUACAAUAAAGAAGGAACUGUUGAAAACGAUAAGAGAAGUGGGAGACCCAAGUCACUUUCAGAUAGAGAUAAAUGUGCUUUAGUGAAAGUUGUCUGA
Molecule: messenger RNA, 717 nt
Organism: Entrophospora candida
Lineage: Eukaryota; Fungi; Glomeromycota; Glomeromycetes; Entrophosporales; Entrophosporaceae
Source: the annotation of a GenBank genome assembly